CAACUGAGAGGAUAUUUAAAGCAUUAAAUUGGCUGUUCCUAUUAUGGGGGAUGAUGUAUAUAAACGGAAGAAAUUAACAAUUACGAAACAGAAGGAAUGUGUCGCCCAAAACAGAAAUGAAUUGUGCACAGGCUGGACAGAUUUACAAUAUUUUUCUAAAACAGAAAUAGGACGUAGAAAAAUAUCUUUGUCUCCAAUCUUAACCGUGUUGUUUAUCAUAUUCUUGCUUAAACGUACUACUGAAUCUUUCAAAGCACGCACAAGAAUAAAAUUAAAAACCAAAGAAACCACAAAAAAGAAGGCACCGGGUAUACUACAGUUAAAAUCAGGUUGGAUAUUUGAUAAUAUCAUUAAACCGUGGCGCUGUUUUCCUCGCAAUGUAUAUCACGCUUAUCCAUUCCUUCCUCAAGAAACCAGUUUACACUUUAAAAAUGGAAGACAAAUAUCAGCAUCCGCAAAUAUGCAAUUUGAAGGCGCACGAUUUGCUACAUUUGCUUCGUUUCCACAUGUUCCUGGCAUUUUUGCAACUAGAUUGGCAGAGGCAGGUUUUUAUUAUUCUGGAAGCGGAAACGAGGUGGUAUGUUUUAGCUGCGGUGUUAGAUACAGUAGUUGGAGACAUCAUGACUCAGCAUUCGAAAUUCACAAACGUAUAUCCCCAAACUGCCCUUUUAUAUCAGAUGAAGCAGUUAAACGCAAGGAAGGAAAUCAGAAUUUUGAUGAAAGUAUGAAUAAUAACAUUAAAGAGGAGAAAAUAUAUCCACAUACAAGUUCGGAAACAAGCUUUGGGAUUAGUUCCUCUUCACAGGAGCAAAUGCAACAUUACAAAAACAAUAAAGACGAUGGUUCUGGGACUUCGCAACUAAGUAAUCCAACAAAUAGAAUAAUAAGUGCAGAGAAUGUCGUUACCCCUGGGUUUUUAACAAGCGAUAAUCAAAGUUUGGUUGCAACUCCCAAAAUAGAAAAUAAAGUUAAAAAAUCAGAGUUAAACGCCACUGGAAAUGUAUUGAAAGAAUCAACUUCAAGAUCUGCAUUGCGGAUGGAAGGUACAUCAUCUUCAGAACUGUUAGAGAUAGGAGUGUGUCUUGAUAAAGCAAAAUAUCCAAAAUAUGGCAUUCGAUCAAAUAGAAUUGAUUCAUUUAAACACUGGCCGAGUUACCUCACACAGACUCCUGAAGAAAUGGCUACAGCAGGUUUCUUUUUCACUGGUAUUGAGGAUCACUGUCGGUGUUUUUUCUGUGGAGGAGGAUUGAGAAACUGGGAACCAGACGACAAACCGUGGACAGAACAUGCCCACUGGUAUCCGAACUGUGCUUUUGUGAGACAGAGUAAAGGACAGAAGAUUAUAGACGAAAUGCAAUCUAAUGGAUAUCAGCCAAUACUACAAGAAUCAGAGGAAUUGAAUGCAUGCCGUCGGCGACCUGAUUUAACCACGACUGGCAAGGAACAUGUUGCAAUUGAUUUCAGUAUUCAUCCUGCUGUUUUGUCUGUGUCAGAAUUUGGAUACAGUGAAUGUGUGGUAAAGAAAGCAUAUGAUUUACUUCAUACAGCAAGAACGAAAGUUAUUACUGGUACAACUUUACUUGAAGCCAUAUUCGAGAUGGAGGAAAAAACAACCAAGGAUCGGUCUAAUGAUACUCUGAAAAUAGGACAAGCAGAACAAACAGAACAAAUUGGUCGUAAUGAAAUACCAAUUGAGAAACAGGAAACCACAGUAGACCUAGAACUUGAAUUAUCAAUCAGAAGUUUGGAGGAAGAAAAUCAGAACCUGAAAGAUCAACAGACUUGUAAAAUAUGCCUCGACAAACCAAUUUCUAUUGUUUUCCUCCCAUGUGGACAUAUGGCGUCGUGCGCAAACUGCGCGCCAGCUCUAAGAAGAUGCCCUAUAUGCCGGGUGUUUAUCAAGGGAACUGUCAAAGCUAUAAUGUGUUGAUAUAUAAAGUAAUUACCAAUAAAGGGCAAUAAAGUUUAAAAUAUUUUAA
This is a messenger RNA of Mytilus californianus (California mussel), 1979 nucleotides long. RefSeq names its product putative inhibitor of apoptosis. Gene Ontology annotation, cellular component: cytoplasm; nucleus. The coding region runs from base 44 to 1930 and encodes 628 amino acids. NCBI's taxonomy places the organism in Eukaryota, Metazoa, Mollusca, Bivalvia, Mytilida, Mytilidae. The record is from RefSeq and is a predicted model, not a curated record. The transcript is spliced from 6 exons.